Messenger RNA from Monodelphis domestica (gray short-tailed opossum), 2677 nucleotides. RefSeq names its product methyltransferase 14, N6-adenosine-methyltransferase non-catalytic subunit (gene METTL14). The record is from RefSeq and is a predicted model, not a curated record. Gene Ontology annotation, biological process: mRNA modification. NCBI's taxonomy places the organism in Eukaryota, Metazoa, Chordata, Mammalia, Didelphimorphia, Didelphidae. Gene Ontology annotation, molecular function: mRNA binding. Gene Ontology annotation, cellular component: RNA N6-methyladenosine methyltransferase complex; nucleus.
AGACCGGCACCGGCGCUAGGAGGUUCUGUGGGGAGAGGCGGGACUUCCUGAGCCGGAAGGGACGAACUCGAGAGCGUGGAGCGGAACGGGUCGUUGAGGCAGGUCCUCGCUAGGGACGCGGGCCAGGGGAGGCGAAAUCUCUGGGAGAGAGCCUUUCGGAGAAGGAGGUUGUCGGGUCUCUUCCGCUCUCCUGGCCUGGUAGGGAAAGCGGCGGCCAGGACAUGGACAGCCGCCUCCAAGAGAUCCGCGAACGGCAGAAGCUGCGCCGGCAGCUCCUAGCUCAGCAGUUGGGAGCUGAGAGUGCUGACAGUAUCGGUGCAGUGUUAAAUAGCAAAGACGAGCAAAGGGAGAUUGCUGAGACCAGAGAAACUUGCAGGGCUUCUUAUGAUACUUCGGCUCCAAAUGCAAAACGCAAAUAUUUGGAUGAAGGAGAGGCCGAUGAAGAAGACAUAGAAGAAUACAAGGAUGAAGUAGAAAUGCAGCAAGAUGAAGAGAACCUGCCGUACGAGGAAGAGAUUUACAAAGACUCUAGUACUUUCCUUAAGGGGACCCAGAGCUUAAAUCCUCACAAUGAUUAUUGCCAACACUUUGUUGAUACAGGACACAGGCCCCAGAAUUUCAUCAGAGAUGUGGGUUUAGCAGAUAGAUUUGAAGAAUAUCCUAAACUGAGGGAGCUUAUCAGACUGAAGGAUGAGCUGAUCUCAAAAUCCAACACUCCUCCUAUGUAUUUACAAGCAGAUUUAGAUACUUUUGACAUCAGAGAACUAAAAUCCAAAUUUGAUGUAAUUCUUCUGGAACCUCCUUUGGAAGAAUAUUACAGAGAAACUGGAAUCACUGCUAAUGAAAAGUGCUGGACUUGGGAUGAUAUUAUGAAGCUAGAAAUUGAGGAGCUUUCUGGACUGCGGUCAUUUGUCUUUUUGUGGUGUGGCUCUGGGGAGGGCCUGGACCUUGGCAGAGUGUGUUUACGCAAGUGGGGUUACAGAAGAUGUGAAGAUAUUUGCUGGAUUAAAACCAACAAAAACAACCCUGGGAAGACUAAGACUUUAGACCCAAAGGCGGUCUUCCAAAGGACAAAGGAGCACUGUCUGAUGGGCAUCAAAGGAACUGUUCGGCGUAGCACAGAUGGUGACUUCAUUCAUGCCAAUGUUGACAUUGACUUAAUUAUCACAGAAGAACCUGAAAUUGGAAAUAUAGAAAAACCUGUAGAAAUUUUUCAUAUCAUUGAGCAUUUUUGCCUUGGUAGAAGACGCCUUCACCUUUUUGGAAGGGACAGUACAAUUCGACCAGGCUGGCUUACUGUGGGACCCAAUCUUACAAAUAGCAACUUCAAUGCAGAAACUUAUGCUUCCUAUUUCAGUAUUCCUAAUUCCCCUCUGACGGGCUGUACAGAAGAAAUAGAGAGACUUCGGCCAAAGUCACCACCUCCAAAAUCAAAGUCUGAUCGGGGAGGCGGUGCUCCGAGGGGAGGUGGGAGAGGCGGGACUUCUGCCGGCCGUGGAGAGAGAGGCCGAGAAAGAAAUCGGUCCACUUUCCGAGGAGAAAGAGGUGGUUUUCGAGGGGGCCGUGGAGGAGCACAUAGAGGAGGCUUCCCACCUCGCUAACUACAUUGGAGACAUUGACCCCUUUGGUUCCUCUCUUCCUUCUUUCUCAGUUUCUACUGGGAGAUUCACUUUAGGAACCAAUUCCAGUUAAGUCCUUGCAUUUUUUUCUCCAGGCAUUUGAAAACCAUAGGCUACCUCCUGUGUGUGCUUGUCACCUUUGGCAGGCUUGGUCUGGUUUGUAUUGAAUGUGAGACUGUGCCAUGGUCAUAUGCAUGUAACUGAGCAGAGAGAAAAACCAGAAGUAUGUAGCCCAGAUGAAAUUAGUCUAAUGUAUUCUAGAUCAGAGGAAGCCCUUGGCUCUGUUUUAAUAGCUGAAGUAAAUCUUUAAAGCUAAAUUCUGUAACUAGUGCUCAGACGAGGAGCUAAGCUUGCUUGUUCUCAGUUUACUCAGUCACUUUCCUAACAGGCAGUGAUGAAAUAGAAUUGGAAACCUGCUUCUAAUUCAUGUUUCCUCAGUGGCUUCAAAUGGCAAGAAUGAUAGUUAAGACUUCUUGUUUCACAUUUCAGGGAGUAGGCAGUUUGGCUUUUCCACAGGUAUUGAAGGCAAAAGCUUGUCAGAAGCAUGAAUAUAACCCUUCCAUGUGUAUCAAUGAGUCCUUGUCUUCCUUAGAAGUACGAUGAUCAAAAAUCCAGAUCCAAUUCCUGAAAUUGGUGUAGCCUUGAAUUUAGCCCUUUCAGCCUCCCGGUCCCUGUUUUAGGUUUUGGUAAGUGAAAGAGAUGAGGAAAGCUGCAGACCCUGGCCCAAAGGUUAAUGUUCUUCUCAACCUUCUCUUAAAUAUGUCAUGGUCAGUGAAAAGAAAAAUGGCAUUUGUUCUUGAAUUGGUUAUGAAGCAUUUAAGGAUCGACUGGGAUUCAUUCUAAAAACUCUUGAACACAGCUUGUGGAAUGAAAUUUGUUUAAGCUUAAUGCAACUGUUGUAUUUCUAUUUUUUAUGAGAGACUGAUUUGGUAAAUCAUUUAUAUAAGACUUUAUACAACCUGGUUCUCUUCUGUAACUCCCAUUUUACAAGAAUUGUUGACUUUGGGAACAGUGAGAAUGAUUUCAUUGUUAAUUUUGAUAAAUACCAUUUUAUAAUA